GAGUCCCCUCGUCUGUUGAUGAGUAAGGAGAUCUCACUCCCUGCCAGCCACAUCCCUCCAACCUGACUGUGAAGCCGCGGAUACUUCAUCCCCUGAUGCUUUUGCCGCGCGAGACCCUGCCGCUAUCCGCCCUCGACCUCUCUCAGCCGCUCGGUGACUUCCCUGCCAGCCGCCUCUUCGAAUCCAGAAUUAAGAUUCUCGACUUAGAGGGCCGCCUAGGCUCCAAUAUUCUUGUUGCCCGCUCCGAGACGACCCGCAUGGUCUAUGCCGUCGAACGCGAGAGCAAUGGACUGUACGUGCUGUGCAAGCUGGGUUCUUGGGUGGACAUCGAGACCCUCGGCCAAAGCGCCACGGUUGUUUGCGACGAACGAAUGAGAAGCAUGAAGACAGCGAGGCCUGGGAACGCUGCUGCCACCCCAUUAACCACCCCUUCGAUGUACAACGAGACCAAGAGGAGGAAACUGGCCAUCGAAGAGAUACAGUCUCUGGUUCGGAGACGCUCCAUGUCGAUUAUUGAGAAAGACACCCCAAGUCAAGCUUCCAGCGUUGUCGAGGAAAGGCCGCCAUCAAGACAGAACGCCAGCCAAAGCGUCAGUUCUAUGCAAAAGCCUAUCAAGAUAUCUGCUGCACCUGGUCCUCCCGCGCCGGCUCCGCUUGGAGCUACGGCCCUGGGUACCGCGACGAAUGACGAUUCUCAACCUACCGCUGAAAAGAUCUUUCAAAAUCUUCGGGCGCAAUACAUGGAAGCUCUAUACCACUCCAAGGGUUCGUUGGCGUAUUUUGCAAAAGGCCCUCUUUCCAGGGCCAGAGCGGCAUUCCAUAUUGACUGGGACGCCAAUCUUGACAUGAACGACCUAGUCGAAUUCCUGAAGAGCCUUGUCAUGACCACCAUCGUCAUCGACAAGAAGUAUCGCGAGACAAUACCCGAGAUUGUAGCCAAAAUCAAGACGGUUACGCAGGACUCGGAAAACGGUGGCUCCAAGGCCAGGAAGAGGAAGCAGAAAAAGCCCAAACUCGGCAAAGAUGGGCUGUACCCCGGAGAGGUUGACCAUAUUAAGCGAUGGUGGGCUUCGCACCAGCCCAUUUCGAGCGGGGACGACGACAGAACCUUCACAGCGACUGAAAGCAGAUAUCACAUUUCCUCCCUAAGAAGGAGGGAAACUCAGCUGCAGAUGAUCCUGAUUCUGGAGAUUCUGGCCCUGGAACCUGUUGCACUGGCAAAGGGCACAGAGUGCCAACUUCCGGGGAUGGAAUCUCAUGCCGCCACCGAGGAGGCAAGCCAGGAACCAUCAAGCAAGAAAAGGAACAAGCACAACCUGCCCGUGCUCCUUGACGUACACGCAGACCGACUCUGCAUCUGGCAGUCCACAACAUUGGACGAAGUCAAGGCGGUGGCCGAGUCUCAAGUGCCCGCCGAGGGUGCUGGAGCAGAGGAGCUGGAGAGGGCCAAUUCGGACCCUCUGAGGGAUUUUUGUGUCGAUAUCCUUGUGCCAUUCUUCUCAGCUCGUCUUCCGGGACUUUGCGACUCCCUCAACCGCAAAUUAGGAGGCCCUGUUGCCCAGUCGCCACCCAAGGAGAAGACGGCAAAGCCUGCUUCAACGGCCAAGCCGAAACCCGGUGCGCCGAUAAAGCGAGCUGCGCCCUCGAAGGGGGACAGGGCCAGAACGCUCGAGCGUGCCCUCUCGGUUGAGCGGAGUAGGCGCAGUGUCUCACAAGGCCCUGCCGCCGCGAUUGCACUGCUGCGAUCCGCGACGCAGACAGUCAUCCCAGGGUUGAAGAGGGAGGCGAGCGAAUCGUCCUUGACGGGUCUUAUUCUGAGGGCAGACUCAAACUCUCUCAGGGAGAGGCCGUCCAGCAUCUUCUCACGGAGUAUAAGCAUGAGUGGGGCGGAUGUGAAGGCACAGAAAAAGGCGCAGGUAGAGGCCGAGCUCAAGGACGCCAUCUCAGCACUGAAAAAGCCCAACCGGACCCUGGCUGUCAAAGAAUUUGUCGAGGCAGCCGACAGGCGGGCCUCGGCCGGGCAAUUGAAAAAACUAAAGAAGCCCAGCCGGGCCUCAGCUGUGCAGGUCAAAGCCACGCCAGCCAACAACCGGUACAAGGACGUCCUAGCAGCCGAAAAGGCACAGUCACAGCCUGCUCCCUUUCUCGACAUACCCCCCUCCAGCGCCUCCGUCGUCCCGGCGUCCACUCUGCCUCGCAAGUUCGCCAACAGGCUACACAACCCGAGCCCGUCCGCACCCCGCGUCCAAUCAACGCCACUGCGGCAGCCCUCCUCCUCCUCUGUCAUGGCACCAACCGCCCCACAUCAGCAAGAGACCCCUCGGGGUUCAGGCGUCCCGCUCUCGUCGCCCAUCAUGGCCCGAAAGGCGGCUCCGCCAGCGUCCGCGCCAGCCCAGCAGCAGCAGCCGCGAUUUCCAUCAUCACAGCACCUGCCAGUGCCGUCAGCAAGCCGUCGCGGCGGCGGCGCGGAUACGCCUCCCUUCCCCGGACUGGGCACACUAUUCGAGACGCCUGUCGGCCCUCGAUGUUCUGCCAAGGAGAGGCUGAAAGUGGUGGUGGACGAUACGCCCAUCAGGUCGCGGCUUCCGCUCGGGGUGGCGGGGGAUGGGGGGAACCGAUCUGGGGUGGCGGUGAUGAAGAAGGCCAAGGACAUGAAGAAGAAGGAGGAGGAGCAUGGGAGUGGAGGGUGCAGUAGUGACGGGGCGGGGGCAAAUGGCGGCGCUACCAAGGGCGGGGAGAAUGGGAGCGAUGGGAUGAGCAUUUACCAGCGGCUGGGGUGGGAUACGGCGGAUUUGGAUGGCAUUGAUGACUUGCUAUGAUCGUGGGACUAGAUUUGGACUGGGUUAAGGACAACGGGGGAACACCUGUUCAGAUGUGACCGAAGGAUAAGACAUGAGAAUAGCGAGCGUGCUUCUUGGCGUUGCUUGUUUGGAAUCGCAAGGCUGCGGACAUCAUGUAAGGUAUUCUAGGGUACUGGCAUCGUGAUACCACGGAGACAGCAGCGGCAUGAAUAGAGACCAUAUC
Messenger RNA from Parathielavia appendiculata, 3024 nucleotides. RefSeq lists its product as uncharacterized. Lineage: Eukaryota; Fungi; Ascomycota; Sordariomycetes; Sordariales; Chaetomiaceae. The record is from RefSeq and is a predicted model, not a curated record. The transcript has 4 exons. Gene Ontology annotation, biological process: DNA replication initiation. Bases 96 to 2819 code for a protein of 907 amino acids. Gene Ontology annotation, cellular component: DNA replication preinitiation complex.